Hypomesus transpacificus is the source of this 7407-nucleotide messenger RNA. RefSeq names its product URB1 ribosome biogenesis homolog (gene urb1). Gene Ontology annotation, biological process: maturation of LSU-rRNA from tricistronic rRNA transcript (SSU-rRNA, 5.8S rRNA, LSU-rRNA); maturation of 5.8S rRNA from tricistronic rRNA transcript (SSU-rRNA, 5.8S rRNA, LSU-rRNA). NCBI's taxonomy places the organism in Eukaryota, Metazoa, Chordata, Actinopteri, Osmeriformes, Osmeridae. The record is from RefSeq and is a predicted model, not a curated record. The coding region runs from base 114 to 6854 and encodes 2246 amino acids. Gene Ontology annotation, cellular component: nucleolus. The transcript is spliced from 39 exons.
UGUGUGCAGUUGGAUGUUGUCUACCGACCAAAACCGAAGUAGAACUAACACGUGUGUGAUGGUCCAACACACUGUACAUUUAACAUUGACUGUCGACUUCGUCUACAAAAACCAUGGCGAAAAAACGACCCAGCAAAGAUUCAGAGGAGCCGAAUAUUCAAUUAAAGAAAGUAAAAGAAUCCGAAUUUAAUGGAACGGUUUUUAAAGCCUUUCUGAGAGAGCCCGCAAAAGCAAUGUUUGGUCUUGAGACAUUCAUAUUAAAAGCGAAACAACUGCCAUGCCCUGACCUGUACGAUGUUGUUGAAGGGUACAUAAAGAUUUCAAUGGAAUGCUCAGAAAUCUUUUACUUACUUGAGGGAGAAAAGCACACUGAGAAUGAGAUGAUCCUUAUCUUCCAGACCUUGGAAAUGAUCCUACUGAGAACAGCCAGUGAUCUUAAUCACUUCAGUAUGGUUGGCAAUACUAUAGUGAAGAAAACAGUGUCUACUCACAUGAAACUCAUACAAAGCUCUCUUCACUCAGGCAACCACAGGUUUGUUCGGCGGUGCCUCUGUUUCCUGUCUGCCAUGGUGUCUCAGGGCCCAGACGCAGCCCGAGAGGUUUUCCGGCACUUUCAAUUCAACAAAAGCCUGAAUGGACUUGCUAGAAGACGAGAUAAGAUGGGAAGACCUGAUGUCCGAAUGGCUUUUAUACAGUUUGCCCUGUCGUUUUUGGUAUCUGGGGAUAAUGGAACAAUUGGACAGUUACUAGAGAUUAAGGAUUUCCUGCCGGAUAUUGUAAACUCUGGACUGAAAGAGGACAGGAUAUCCAUUGUCAACCUGAUCUUGUCUACUCUGCAGACUAGAGUUGUGCAGAACAAGGCAAUCAGCAAGACACAAAAAGUGCGCUUCUUUAGCCCAUCUGUGUUAUCCAAUUUAGCGUCAUUGUACAGAUGGAAUGGGAUUGUGGAUGCAAGCACAGGAGAGAGCAAGGAAGCAGGAAAUCAAGAGUCUGGGAAAAUGGUUGUGCGCCAAAUAGUUCACAAUUUCCUCAUUGACUUGUGUUGCUCUCGUAAACAUGGAAUAAGUUUCUAUGACCCCAGCUUUGGAAUAAUUGGCAGGGCUGGGAACAUUGUUCUGCUGCAGUUCUUGGUGGGGCUAAAAAAAGCCACAGAGGAUGAGCUUGUUGCAGAGCUUGUGGCCAAGACACUAAAAGUCAGUCCUGACAUUCUUCCUCGAUAUUUUAAGGAAAGUCAGUAUUCCUUCACUCCCCGUGUCAAGAAUGCUUGGCAGGACAACAUGACUCUACUAAAUAUGAUCUACGAGGCUCAACCAGAGAUUUCCAAAGCCUUCCAGACUCGAGAAGUCAUCCCUCUUCCUCGUCUGCUAUCCAUGGUGAUGGUGACAUCCAUCCCACCAGUUUGUAGCAAAGCAUUCUUCACCCAGGGCCUCAAUUUAGCCAACACAGUGGUGCAGGAAACGACCCUCUCUAUGGUGUCCUUCGUUCUGAAGAGAGCCCAUAAAAACAUACAGUACUGCCUGGAUAAGACUGUGUGGGAGACCUCUGAUAUCUACACACCGGCCGUAAUGGAUGACUUUGUACAACUUUACAAGGAGGCCUUGAGCAAGAUUUUGCCAGAUAUGACCAGCAUUGUGUCAAAGUGGCAAUCACUAACAAAAAAGGAAAAGGAUGAGUGCGAACCACAGAAAGAAAAAAAAGAAAAUACUUCCAAAGAAAAGGAUCCUCAAGAGACAGCAGAUGCUGAGGCUCAAGAGAUUAUCCGUCUGAAGGCUCUUAUUCUACAGGUCAUGUAUCUAUAUCAGAAGGUUGUGCCACAUCUGGUAACCCAGAGCAAGUUUGACUUUAGCAAGCUUUUAAAAGGUAUUGUGUCAGAAAAAGGUGUGAGCGAGGAUGCUCCCCUUGACCUCCAGUAUCAAAUACUGCAGCUGUGUUUACAUCUCCCUACCAGCAAGUUUUCCUGGUUCCAUGUUCAGGAGGUUGUAGAUGCAGAGAAGUCUGUGUUUUACCUGCUUCUGAAGAUGUUUGCAAACAGCAAUAAUAAUCAUCUCAAGACCUGCACACGAAUGCUGGUGCUUAAAGUACUGAAAGACACUGGUGUCUUUGAGUACACCGGGACUGAGCUAGAGUUCUGGCUCAGCCACUUGGUUCAGCUAAAUCUAGCCAAUCUGGAGACAGUCAUUCAGUUCAUAGAAAGGGUCUUGGUGAACCUGGUUUACAACCCUCAUAUGUACACAGAAAAGGUGGCAAGCUUGGUUCAGGAGGCAGCGUAUUUGCAAGCAAACUUGAGUGGCCAGGAGGGUGACACUGUCAGUGCACCCAUCUCAAACAUUGAUGAUGUCUUGGGCAUGGUGGACGUCAUCAUGGAGAGCAGUGAAGAUGAGAUUGAGGCAUUUGGGCCAUCUCUCAGUGAAGACCUCAUCCUCUUGACCUUUCCCUUCAGUGCAUUGGUCCCUGCUGUGCUCGAGGCCAGGAACAAACUGCUAAUAGCUUGCAAAGUGGACAAUGAGGUGGUGUGUGAAUAUGUGGCAGCAGUGCUUUCAGACAUACUGCAUUGUCAAAGAGAUCCACUUCCCCUCUGCCUGGCUUUACUGCAGUAUGAUGAAGAGUUGGUCGUCUCCUCUGAAGAUUUCCCACCUCAUCCCUCUAUCAUACAUCUCCAUCACUACUUUUCAAGAUGGCUGCCACAGCAGUUUCAGAAACAACUGUUCAAGUCAUCUGACAGUCCAAGCAAUAGCUCACUUGGGCCUGUUUCCUUCACUGCCUUGAUGAAAGCUAAAUACAGCCAAGAAGCUUCUGCUUUUUUAGACAACCGCUUCAGGAGGACAGUGGAGGAUUGUCUGUCCACUAUGGACAUGGCUUUGUUUCCAGUGGCUGUUAAGCAAGUCUUGUUCUACAUAAAAUCCACUUUGGACAAUUUCAGCAAGCUUUCCAAAGAAUCGGGUGCACCAGUAUUGAGUACUCUCAUGGGAGUUCUGCAGGACAUAGUUAGCAAGCUCCUAACCUUCCAUGGGACAAUGGAACUCAUGACUGUGGAUGUUGAAGAGGGAGCAGACCUUUUACACGAGGUCAACUUGGCAAAGGACCACAAUGACCUGACCAUUAUGGCUGUUCUGACUUCCAUCUUCAAGCACCCUUGUCUGGAGCAAUGGUUCCUGGCUGUGGAACUGGCCUCUGUACCCCCUCACACCCUGAACCCAGGCAGACUGAAGCUUCUAUGUGGCCAAUUAAGUGACGACAUCCUGGACCUGCUGCAGAUUAGUGCCCCCUACCUGAGCAAGCUUGGCAGGCUAGAGCUUCUUAGUAGCUUUCUUAGCGCUGUGAGUAAGGCUUUGCUUCAAGAGUUGGGAGAAAAGGGCUCCAAAGCACCUGUGAAGAUGUCCCGAGCUAUUAAAGGUUUCCUAGUCCUGCAUGACUACAUGGACUCCUCCCGAGUAGUGGAGGUGGUUACAGCUCUGCUGCUGCUCCCCCAGGAAGGCCUUAUCACCUUCUGUGACAAAACCAUGCCUACUGAGCUCAGUGUGUAUGGGUGCACAGCGCUACAGGUCCUGACAGAGAGCACCUCCCAGCCCUUCAAAGACCAUGGUCUGUCCGUGGCUCAUCUUCAGGGCCUUGGCAUUCUGCUGCUGUCCUGCUCCAGCCCUGCCCUCGAAGCCUACCUCCUUCAAGUCCUUAUUAGUGAGCCGGGAUGUGCCAAGUUAAUACACAUUGAGGUGCUGCAGUACUGUCUUAAGAAUCUUAGCCAUUCCACCCAGACCAUUGGCUCCCUACUGUUACAAAAUUGUUCCACUCAUUGCCUCAUCUUUGAGCUGUGGUGCCUGGAGCCUGCCAACAUGGAGCGACUAUCUGGUCAAAUGGAGGACUUUCUUCCCUUGGUCAAUACCUACCUCCUGACAGUUUGCAGAGAGGACCCUGCCAGACUUAAAGAUGUGCAAACCAAGGUGUUGAAGGCCCUGAAGCAGUCCCUCUUGGCCCCACUGUGCACCUCCGUGCUUAGUGAGGAGACAAGAGACUCUGUGGUUCAGCAUGUGAAGACUCUGGCUAGUCUUGUCAAGCUGGCAGCUAAAGUUGAGGACAUAAGCAAUCUCAUCUCCAACCUACCUGCUGUCCUGCAGAGAGAAGGCAGCUGUGAAUGGUUGCAGCUGAUUGAUGCUGUCAGUGAUAAACUGACAACAGUUUCUACAGAGGAGCAAGACUCCUGGAAGAAGUCUAUCUUUAGUGUUUCCCUGAAGUGGUUGAUCUCCUCUUUCUGCCAGCGUAAAGAAAAGGUAAAAGUCUCAUCGGCCCAGGAGGAUGCUGUUCUGGAGAGACUGUCUGGGAUGUUGACUUUUGCAGAUGUCACAGCAAUCGAAUGGAAUGGCUUUGUGAAGACUGGACUGAAGUAUCGAUACAGAUGCCCUCUCUUCCUGAGAACUCUGAACAAGUUUCUAGACGUCAUGUAUGAUGGCAGGGAUACCCUCACAGACUUGUUGCCCUUAGUUACUAUGCACAUGAUGAUCAGCAGCCACUCUCUGUUCUUAUCCACCAUGCUGGGUUCAGAAGUGGACAUCUGUGGAGACUGGCAGGCUAAAGAAGCCUUGGUUUCUCUCUUAUUAACCUUGGUGAAGAUGUGUCCUGCAGUCUGCAACCUCAACCACUUAGUUGUGCUUUUAGGAGCAUAUGGAGGGACACUGUGCAUUUCAGAUCAGAAAAUUUUACUCCUUCUGCAAGAGUAUGAACAAAACAACAUCAGUAUGAUAGAUUUUCAGUCUCUCCUCUGGGGCCCUGCAGCGGUAGACCACCACAAGGCAAAGAAAAGCUUGGGGCAGUCCCUUUGGCAGCAACCCAGCACAGAGGACCUACUGGACCUUCUGAAAGCUGAGAGGAUGCUACACACAAUCACCCAUUUCCCCCAGCAACGCAGAAUCAUACCAAAGGAGGGAAAAGAGAUGGUUUACAGAGACGACCAAGUGAAGGACCUUGAGAGUUUAUAUGACCCUUGCUUUCUCCUGCCACUCUUCAGUGCAAUGCUACAGCCAGAGUCAGUGAUUGACUGCUUGAAGUUUGUAUCCAGCCAUGCCCUUGGGUUGGUAAUGGUGGCCCUGAGUAGUUAUGACUCAAAGUUGAGGGCAGCAGCCUAUCAAGUUCUGGCCUGCUUCUGCCAGCACAUUGAGGGAGCACGCUUUAAAGAGAAGAAACAACUGCUUUAUCUUAUGGACACAGUCAAGAAUGGCAUCAAGCAACAUAAUCUCAGGCUCCCCCUUGUGGUGACCAGUUACAUCAGCAAGGCAGCCCAUCAGAUGCUGAAGCCUGAGGACCACAUGUAUGUUUUAGUUAACAGGUUCCUGCUAUGUCAUCAGAGUCUAGACAUCAGAAGAGUCCCAGAGUUCUUCAAGCUCUUCUACAGCUUUGACAUGGAGCACAAGGUUGAGCGAAAGUGGAUCAUCAGUGUCCUGGAAGAAGGCUUGGCUGAUAGAUACUGUUAUGAGCUAUGCGACCAACAGGGGAUUUUCCAGACCCUGCUAAGCUUCAGCAGCAGUUCCCUCUGUGAUGAGCAAACUCUGGUUCAGAUUUUAAAUGUUUUACACCAGGCUGUCCAAGUAACCAAAGCUGCUUACAACUUCACCAAGGGUCAUGGAUUGAUAACCUGGGCACAACAAUUAGUGGAGAGGAGACACAUUGAUCAGUGUGUUCUCAGUGCAGUCAUAGAUCUGAUCCAUGUGGUAUGGUUUACCAACCUUGGGCAAAAGGAAAGCCAGAACAUUGUGGCCACUGCAGAGAAUAAACCUCAGAGGCACACAAAGUGCUUACCGCUUCCUCUCAUCAAUGAGUUCUUGUGUCUCUUCUCCACCAUCAUCAGACACCUGAGGGGUGUGAAGGCAGCACAUCUGAGCCUGUUAGUGGAUACACUGAGCUCUGUUUUGAGGCAUCGAAGGACAGCUCUCAAAAUCCAUGAAGAGAGCGACUGGCUGACUCUGCAACCACAAUCCCUGUCUUCCUCUGCGGCCCUCUCUUUGCUCCACUGCUGGGCCUCAAUGGCCCAUGAUGUAGCUCUACUGACCCUAUUGCAACAUGUGGCUGAGAAGCACAUGAUGGAGUUGUUUGAGACUGUGAAGGACAAAGGCUGUAAUUUCCUUUCUACUCGGUCUUGUGCCCAAGAAGGGGAACAGAUGGAUGAUGAUAAGGUGGAAAAGCAGAAACAGACCAUUCUGGCUAACUGUAAACCUCACCUCAGGAAUAUAUUCACCUACUGGGAGCCUGUUUCUCCAAUCUCUGAGCUAAAGGGCAGUAAGCAUUCCCAGGAAAGUGACAGUGAACACCUUAGCUGUCAAGACAGUGCCACAGCACACCUGCUCAUAAAGUGGUCACUAAGAUCAUUGAUCGAAGAGAAAUGUAAUGAAAGGGGAACAGUAGACUUCAUUCAGUGGUUACAAAAUGUGGCAAUACCUAACAAAGGCAUAUUAGAUGCACUACUCUGUGAUCGUGCACUGAGAGCAGACCUUCUCAGGCUGUAUCACCAGAUGUCUGAGCACCAGUACCAGUCCUGGACUUGCUCAAGAGUUGAGAUGCUCCAGCUGUUCACAAGCAUCAUGAUACACCUACUGGAGGCGUGCAGCAGCCCCUCUAAUAAUCUACAUCAAGUGGUGCUCUCUUUUUGUUUGACAGAGACUACACAUGGCCAGUCCAGAAAAGAAGCUGGGCUGAUGCUGCUGUCACAAUACAUAUAUGAAAUGUGGAGUGGAGCCACAUCCCCAGAGGUGUUUCUGCUACAUGUCAAACUGGUUGCAGGGGCUGAGGAGAAAGGACCGAAAAAGUCACUGGCCCAAAGAUCUGUCAAAAGUAUUUGUAGUGCCAUUAGUCAAUCAGUUGGUCUUUGAAGACAAUAUACUCAAAGAGAAAGUUUAGUCCUUCUAUUUGUGAACUACAGUUUGUACUUUAGUUUUCAUAUUUGUAUUUUCUGCAUUGAAACUUUAAAAUGUGAACUGCUUAAUCAAAUGUAACAUUAUCAAACCUUGCAUAACGUGUUUAUAUAAAACAAAGCUUUUUAUAUACCUGUUAAGCAGAAAAGGAACUUCUCAGCUGUGUGGUUUGGGUGCUGUGUGGUCUGUGUAAAAGAUUGAAUGAACUGAAUUUCCGAGUUGUGAAUUCUGGUUCAUUGCAAUUCUUAACAAAAUACUGUUUUAAAAUUCAUAACCAGCAAUUUUGAUAGUAAACAUUGCUUCAUCAACACUGUGGAACCCUUACCGUUGCGUGUUCUUAGGGUGUGACAUGAGUAUCAAAAUUCCAAAAAAGAAACUCACAAACGCAGCCAAAAACAUCCAGAAUAUUAUAACAACUGAAUCUAUAAAAUAAAGUAAAAAUAAGACAUUAGAAUAAAAAUCAUUGUACUGAAAUUGAUUUUCCAAAUGGUAAUAAAUGUAACUACUUACA